CAUGUACAUGCGCAACCUUCCUUCUCUCUGAGCCCCUCUCUCGCACCCUCUGAGCCCUUUUCCUUUCCUUUUUCUUCUCCUCCAUUCUUCCUUCCUUCCUGUGUGUGUAUGCUGUGUUGCAUUGUGCUGUGUUUGUCUAUAGAAGUCAAAUGUCACCUCAUGUUCAUACCAACUCUACUUCAACAUUCAGCCCUCCUCCUACCCCAACUCCUUCUCCUGGACCCUUGAGUUGCCUCAACCAAAUCUCUCCCCCAUCUUCUCCUACCAACAUGAACAUGGCCUCUACGACCACAAAUGCUACUGCCACUGCCACCGCUACUGCGACCAUAGCCUCUUUAAUGACUAGAGCUACAGGAACAGUCAAAAAACGUUCACGGCCUCAGGAAGAGUUUGCACAACAGGCGCGUAAAAAAGUCGCAGGGGAACUCAUCACCUUUGAUUUUCAGUCGCUUUCAUUAAGCAAUCCUGAUGGAUCGGCAAUACAAAAUAACAUUCAUGGUACGGGAUCAUAUCUUCAGAUAUGUCCUCCAGUUCAACAACAAAGUCCUCAGAUACAACCGCUACAGUCACAGCAGCAGCAACAGCAACAGCAACAGCAACAGCAGUUAGAAGAUUAUCGUAGAGUCAACUUCUUUCAGCAACAACAGCAGCAGCAGCAACAACAACAGCAACAGCAACAGCAGCAGCAGCGUGGUCGUGCUAAAAGCAGUCCAGCUGGACCCCUCUCAACAAGAGGUCAAGGAUCUGUAAUAUCAGCGGCGUAUCCAUCUCAACAACAUCAGCAUCAGUCUCAGCAUCAACAUCAUCAUAUAGAUACCACAGUCAUAAAUCCGACCGGUGUUCCGUCUCCACCAUUGUCAUCGCCGAAUUCUCCAUCAAUCCCUGUACCUCCGACCUCACUUGAUACGAUGAUGAUAAUGAUGAUGGACGAUAGUAAGCUUGAUAUGGCGAGUCAGGAGCAAUCUCAAAGACAAAGAAAUGGUAGCGAUGAUCCGAUGACAGAGGUUGUAAGUGUACCGUCUCCACCAUCUUCAUUAUCAUCAUCAGAGGUCAAAGUCCUAAAUUUGAGACAGAGGAAAUGGAACAGUGUCAGAAAAGAAUGGCAGGAGUGGCACGAAGUCCAGGCGACCCAUACUCCAGACUCUUCAUCUAUCACCGCACAUUUGCAAGCAUCGGCCUCUGAUGGCGUUCGAACCAAACUCACAACGGAUCAGAGUAUGUCUGAACAAUGGACUGGCAAGGAACGCUCGUAUGAAAGUCCACCAACGAUGCCUUGUUUUUCGUCAUCUGGAGGUAGUCUUGGUCGUCAACGAUCAUUCCAUGGAGCGGAAGAAAAACCUAAACCGGAUUCCCAUGGAGAUCAAACUACCGACUCACGAAGCUCAUUUGGUGCUAGGGCAAGAUCGUUCAGCGAGACCAAUAUUUAUCCGUAUCCUCAAUUGCAGCAUCAAACCCAAGGCGAGCAGCAACAGCAACAGCAACAAGAGCAACAUAAUCCGUACAUUUUACCACAGCAUUCACAGCCAACUUCCUCAUAUUAUCAAUCACUAAUACAUCAAAGAGUGGACCAAGCCUCUGGACAAUCAUCGAAUGGGCACCAACAACAAACAGAUCGCAUGCGGCCUGGGCCAUCAAGCAAUAUUCAUCAUCAACACGCUUUGAUGGGUCUGUCUAUGACAUCUAUGGACGGAACCAUGAACAUUCCUAGUGAUCGUUUUUCGAGGCUGACAUCCAAUUCAUCAGCCUCUGCAUCUGUAUCUGCAUCGGGGUCAGCAUCAGCAUCGCCUGUGGCAUCGUUAUCGCCAGUGCAUGCUGGUCCUCAGUCAAUGUCGAUGUUGUCAUCGCCUUCGCCAUCAUCAUCUUCUCAAGGCGUAAGAGCAGAAGAGACGGGCACGCCGUCAUGGAAUCAGCAACUGCCUAGGUCACAGAACUUAUACCACGAGAGCUAUAGCAACAGCGUGACGGUAAGAAAUGGAAAUUAUGGACGAAGUAGUCCAGUAAACAUGUAUACGCAUUACGGACAACAGCAACAGCAGCAACAUCAAUACUAUGGCUAUCAUCAUCAAAGCCACCAAGAAGAUGUAUCAAUGGGAGAAGAAGCAAGUUUACGGUCCACGAUGCCCUCGCGGUCAUCAUCCCCGGCGCCAUGUUUAUCAAUGGCUCAGACAGUUACUCGACCUUUGAGCAUUUCGUUUUCUCACCUCGCAGGAGCCAACAUGCUCGGUAAUCUGUCCGAGCAUGACGAUGAUAUGGAGCUCUGAUUUUUUUUUUUAUCAUUAUAUUUGCUUUCUCAUUCUUUGUAUUGUACAUAGG
Molecule: messenger RNA, 2313 nt
Organism: Lobosporangium transversale
Lineage: Eukaryota; Fungi; Mortierellomycota; Mortierellomycetes; Mortierellales; Mortierellaceae
Exons: 3
Coding region: 150-2261 (703 amino acids)
Source: RefSeq, a predicted model, not a curated record